UAGCGGGUGUGGAGAGUCACGCCAUCAGAACAUGCUUUAAUUCUGAAAGGUAGAGGUGGAAAAGGGGUUAAGAAACUUUCACCUUUGGAGCAACAAUCGACAAGUUGGGCAAGGAUACCGUUGUUUCGUGCGUGUCGGAAAUGAAGUCUACUCAAAUUUUACUAUCCACUGCACUUAUUUUCCUUCUAUCUGGACUUUCCAUGAUUACCGCCUGCAACAAGGCUCUCUGUGCCAGUGAUGUCAGCAAGUGCCUCAUUCAGGAGCUGUGUCAGUGCAGGCCCUCUGAUGGGAACUGCUCAUGCUGUAAGGAGUGUAUGCUCUGUCUGGGCACGCUGUGGGAGGAGUGCUGCGACUGUGUGGGGAUGUGUAACCCCAGGAACUACAGCGACACUCCGGCUACCUCCAAGAGCACGGUGGAGGAACUCUACCGACCCAUCCCCUCACUGUUCCGUGCCCUCACCGAGGGUGAAGCACCCAUCAACAUGAUGGUAGUAUCCUUCCCCGUGGCUGAGGAACUAUCUUACCAUGAGAACCUGGUGUCUUUCCUGGAAACUCUGGAGGACCAGCACCAAAAUGUCUCCCUGACCGGGAACAGUAUCCACGCCAGCUACGAUAACACCCAAAGUACUGAAGAUAACAUGUGCACUGUGGUGUACUUUGACGACUGCGUGUCCAUCCGCCAGUGCAAGCAAUACUGCGAGUCCAUGGGGGGCUCCAAAUAUCGCUGGUUCCACAAUGCCUGCUGUGAGUGUAUCGGCCCAGAAUGCCUCGACUACGGCAGCAAAACCGUCAAGUGUAUGAACUGCCUGCUCUGAUUGAAGCCAAUGGGACUGGCCACAUUAGGGUACUGUGUUCAAACUGCCACAAGGGGGCACUAUCUGGAGUAGCAGAUGGUGAAGGUUAACUGAGGAAUAUGACUUUCAUAAUGCUUCAGUAUUUUUAUGAAUUAUUUUUGCUCAUUUUUAUAUUUUAUAGGUUCUCUAGCAAAUUAGAAAUAUAUCAUUUAAAAAGUUUUUUUUUUUUAUAGUUAAGAGAAGAGGUUGAUGUUUUAAAAUGUGUAAUGAAAUGGCAUUUUAUUUUUGAUGUCAUGGAAAAUCAGAUUAAAUACUAUUUGUAUAAUUGUUUUAUCACGUGUUAUUUUAGGAAACAAUGUCCAUAUUCAAUCAAACUAAUAGCCAGCUGUUCACAUGUUUGAUUUUAUAUGUGCAGUUAAAAUGAUUUGUUUC
Molecule: messenger RNA, 1226 nt
Organism: Salvelinus namaycush (lake trout)
Lineage: Eukaryota; Metazoa; Chordata; Actinopteri; Salmoniformes; Salmonidae
Product: twisted gastrulation protein homolog 1-A-like
Exons: 5
Coding region: 141-815 (224 amino acids)
Biological process (GO): regulation of BMP signaling pathway
Source: RefSeq, a predicted model, not a curated record